AACAACAACAAGGUCAACGAUUUAAACACAAUAUAAAACCACCAUGUGCAACAAUACCAUUCUCAGUUUUCCAUCGCCCCUGAAGAUGACCGCUCCCUGCAAGAAACGCCGUUCCGUUCGCUUUGACGAAGACAGCAGCAGUCGUCGUGUCAAGCGCAAGGUUGUGGAGCUUUUCAAUGUCCCCAAGUCUUCCGACAUGACCGAGGAGGAACGCUCCUCACGAUGGAUGCAACGGUCCGACCAUCGCGCUACUUACCAGGACGUCAACCAAGUGAUCUCCAGCUGCCAAGAACCAGAUGACAGCAGUGCCUACCUCCACUUUGCCACUGCCCUGGCCACUACGUACAAUCUCUGCAAUAGCAAUAACCCCAACAGUUUUGACAGUGAUGACAAUGACAGUGACGACGACACGGCCCAACAAGUGGACAUUGACGAAGCCAAUGCCCAAAGCAAACUCCCACUGGACCAGUUGGUCCUGCUGGGAUGUGCCCACACUGCCUCUCGUGGUCUGGAGACCAAGAUUAUUCCCGGAUUGGGCAGUCACCGUCUGCAAGCACGACGGGAACACUCGCAAAAGGUCCUCCGCGUCCAACGCGAACUCGGUGGAUUGGGAAUUGACAGUAGCGACAUGGCCGAAGGAUUGGGUUCCAUUUCCGAACUCUUGUCACAACCAUCGCGACGCUUCGCACGAGCAUUGGGAGUCGUCGACGGAACACUCGCGUUGUUGGAGUACGCCAGUGACAACGAAGAAUCCGAAUCAUCUGCUUGCAAUGCCGUAGAUGAAGCACCGGAAGGGAUCGCAUUACAAAACCAUUCCAUCCUUGCUACUCCCGUCGUGGCAUAGGCUCUUCCAAAACAGCUCCUCUUGCAUCCGACUUCCUUCCAUUCCGAACCAAAGCAAUGACAUUCUAUUGCAGCGAAUAAUAAUUAUAAGAAACUCUUCCUACUUUUU
Messenger RNA from Seminavis robusta, 952 nucleotides. Lineage: Eukaryota; Bacillariophyta; Bacillariophyceae; Naviculales; Naviculaceae. The record is from the annotation of a GenBank genome assembly.